Messenger RNA from Armigeres subalbatus, 2042 nucleotides. RefSeq names its product alpha-tocopherol transfer protein-like. The record is from RefSeq and is a predicted model, not a curated record. NCBI's taxonomy places the organism in Eukaryota, Metazoa, Arthropoda, Insecta, Diptera, Culicidae. Gene Ontology annotation, molecular function: phosphatidylinositol bisphosphate binding. Gene Ontology annotation, cellular component: membrane. The coding region runs from base 417 to 1400 and encodes 327 amino acids. The transcript is spliced from 4 exons.
UUAAAUAUUACCACCAGUUCCAUCAUCGGCAUCGUUCAGUUCAGUUUAAGUGGUCUACCAGUGCAGUCCCAUCUUCAACGAUCAAACCCAGCAACCUUUUCUACACCACCCAAACUCAAGAAGGAGUGAACCAGUUUGGAUCUGCUCCCCCCCGAUCUUCGACUGUGAUAAGCGAAUCGAACACCCCAAAGGAGUAGUUCCAAAGGGACCAUCCCGAGAAGAAAAACCGCCUACAGCUUCCGUCUAGUGAUACUUUCCUGUGUUCCAGUUUUCUUAGCUACCAAACCAAAUCAAGUUUUCCACGUUGCACUUUGCUUCUCGAUCUGCUAGCGUUUCACACGUGUGUGCCCCACGACCCCAAACGCAACUUUCCAACGAUCUAAGCCAGAACCGCACCGUGCACACCGGCCCAAGAUAUGGCACCCACAAUCCACAAGGAGGACAAUUUCUCCACGACCAAUCUCAAGUGGAAGAUGACUCUCGUCCAGCCAUCCGGUGAACUGAGCGCCAAGAUCAAGGAGGAGCUGCGCGAGCCAGCAAACCCAGCCGACAUUGAGCGCGACAUUGGCAUCAUCCGCGAAUGGCUCGGCAAGCAGCCCCAUCUGCCAAAGGACAUGGACGAUGCCCGCCUGCGCACCUUCCUGCGCGGUUGCAAGUUCAGCCUGGAGCGCGUCAAGCAGAAGCUGGACAUGUACUACACCAUGCGUAAUGCCGUUCCGGAGUUCUUUACCGACCGUGACGUCAGCCGUCCAGAAAUGGCCGAAAUUCUGAACGUCAUCCACAUGCCGCCACUACCAGGACUGACCCCAGCCGGUUGCCGUGUGGUGAUGCUCCGCGGUACCGACAAGGACAUCACCACCCCGAACGUCAUCGAAUCGAUGAAGCUGACGCUGAUGAUCGGCGAUGUCCGUCUGGCCGAAGAAGCCGUCGGUGUUGCCGGCGACGUCUACAUCAUGGACGCCAGCGUUGCCAGUCCUACCCACUUUGCCAAAUUCACUCCCACACUGGUCAAGAAGUUCCUCAUCUGUGUCCAGGAGGCUUAUCCAGUUAAACUGAAGGAAGUCCACGUGAUCAACGUUUCGCCGAUCGUCGACACCAUCGUCAACUUUGUCAAGCCCUUCCUGAAGGAGAAGAUCCGCGAGCGUAUCCACAUCCACAGCAGCAUGGAGGACCUGUACAAGUACGUCCCCAAGGCAAUGCUGCCAUCCGAGUACGGUGGCGAUGCUGGAUCCAUCAAGGACCUGAACGAGCAAUGGCGCGCCAAGUUGGGCGAAUACACCGCCUGGUUCAAGGAGCAGGAGGCCAGCAAGGCUAACGAAUCCCUCAGACCAGGUGCUCCCAAGACCGCCGAUGAGCUGUUCGGCAUGGACGGUACCUUCAGACAGCUUACCAUCGAUUAAACAUCUCCAACAAUCCACCGUCCAUUAGUUCUUCCACCGAACUAUGCUCAUCCCGUCCAAGAAAACCUCAUCCCGGACCCAAAAGAAAAAAAACGUCAAAUUAACCAAAUUAUUAGCAAAACAUAAAAAAAUCCAAUUAACAAAUCUCAUCUCACCCUUUCACCCCUUCCACAUAUUUUUCAUCUAAACCUAGUUAGCCAAAUUACUCAAAAUAUACAAUAAAGGACGCUCUAAAAGAACGUUACUUAGAUGAAUCCAAAUUCUCAAACGCGCAGUACCACCAUCGACCGAAAUUGGAUGAGAAAGAGCGAGCGAUUUUUCGAUUUUUUGAAAAGAUUUAGAUUUCAUCGGGAUCCUAGAUCCCUGCCCAAGCAUCAUUCACCAUGCACCAGCCAAAUGGAAAUCUCGCCAGAUGUUCCGAGUGCUUGCUUUUCAAGGAACCUUCCCGCUGUGCACCAUCGACAGUCAGAGCCGGGCAAGACGGCGAGACAACACUACGAUGAUGCGAGAUUCGAAUUUCAGAGCUACUCAGUCGAGUAUGGAAGGUGUAAAACAUUUAGAGCUGUCUGUGUUUGUUGUAUCAGUUUUGUUAUAUAUUUUUUGUACGUAUUUGCUAUUAAAGACUUUCUUGUUUAAAAGGAA